Messenger RNA from Caenorhabditis elegans, 1363 nucleotides. It is a transcript of the gene C56C10.6, whose product is annotated as Protein kinase domain-containing protein. Bases 76 to 1344 code for a protein of 422 amino acids. The record is from RefSeq and is marked reviewed. Lineage: Eukaryota; Metazoa; Nematoda; Chromadorea; Rhabditida; Rhabditidae. The transcript is spliced from 7 exons. Gene Ontology annotation, molecular function: ATP binding.
AAAUAUUUCACUAAUCGAAACAAAACUUGAUUAUUUCUAAACUUAUCGUUCUUACGUCUAGCUGUAGACAAAUUAAUGACGGAAAUAAAGCAUACUGACAAUGGAACAGUGGAAUUGCCAAAAGGAAAAAUAGUCGGAUGCUCGUGGCAAGUUAUUAGAAAACUCGGAGAAGGUGGCUGUGGAAGUGUAUACCUCGUCAAAAAUCUUGAAGAUGAGACUGAGGCAGCAAUGAAAGCAGAAUCAAAUGGUGCAGCAGGAGGAUGUGUUCUGAAAUUAGAAGUCGCAAUUUUAAAGAAAUUGUCAGGCAAACCUCAUGUCUGUCAAUUUCUUUUUGCUGCAAGACUGACGGAUUUCACUUACGUGAUUAUGACACUUCUUGGUGAAAGUUUGAAUAAAAUUGUCAAAAGAAUAGCUCGUCAAAUCACUGUCUCUUCGCAAGUCCGUAUUGCUGCUAAUGUGCUCUUUUGUUUGAAACAGAUCCAUGACAUUGGAUUUAUCCAUCGUGAUCUGAAACCAGCUAACAUGGCGCUCGGAUACAAGACAAAUAACGACGAAUGCCGCUUUUUUCAUGUCCUUGACUUUGGACUUGCUCGUCAAUUUGUUGUGUCACAAUCCGAUCAACCAAGCAAAUUGAUGAUGAGAAGACCAAGGGAGAGGUCCCUUUUCAGAGGCACAACACGUUAUUGCUCAAUCAGAAUGCAUGAUCGUGCUGAGCAGGGAAGAGUGGACGAUCUUUGGAGCAUGGUGUAUCUGCUCGCUGAGCUCCGUGGACCUCUUCCAUGGUCUUCGCAAAGUGAUAAGCGAGUCGUUGGAGAGAUGAAAAGACUACAUUCCGAUGAAGUCGUUCUUCAAAAUAGUCCGAUGGAGUUCUUAGAGAUUGCCAAGUACUUGAGAAGUCUUACAUACUUCCACCGCCCGGAUUACCACAAAAUUUUCAUGCUUCUCAUUUCGGUCAUGAGUAAAGGAAAAUUUGCAUGGAAUGAUCCAUUUGAUUGGGAAAUGCCUAUCUCCACAACACCAUCAAAAUCAACACCAUCUAAAUCAGUUACAAAGUCGCCAGCCCAAUUGAGUAAGGAAACAGUCAAAAAAGCAAGUAGAGAGAAGACAUUGAGUAAGGAGAAGACGAGCAAAGAAGACAUUAAGACGGCACGGAAAACGAGUAUUGAGAAGGAUGUUAAGGAGAAGCUGAGUAAGGACAUGGCGAGCAAGGAGAAAAUCAGUCUCUCGGCUGAGAAAAUUAAUAUGUCGGCAGAAAAGAUAGAAGAAGAUAAUAAGAAGGAAGAAUACAUGAGAAUGUUGCCAUUUGAUCCUGAUUUCUUUGCUUCUGACCCCAUUGGUUUCUGAAUAAAUAUUUUUGAGAAUU